Molecule: messenger RNA, 2968 nt
Organism: Larimichthys crocea (large yellow croaker)
Lineage: Eukaryota; Metazoa; Chordata; Actinopteri; Sciaenidae
Gene: cotl1
Product: coactosin-like F-actin binding protein 1
Exons: 4
Coding region: 369-797 (142 amino acids)
Biological process (GO): regulation of actin filament polymerization
Cellular component (GO): cortical actin cytoskeleton; site of polarized growth; actin filament
Molecular function (GO): actin filament binding
Source: RefSeq, a predicted model, not a curated record
CGCCCUCUCCGGAGACAGGAAGUGUGUACCAUUCCACAUCAUUGGCGGAGUCCGUCAUAUCUGGUGUUAUAGAAAAUCUUUGACUAACAUCACCAACGCCCAGAAAACCGUGACAAUAUCCAGGAAAUGCACCGAGCUGCUGCGAGAACACGAGCCGCCUGUUUCCGUUAGUCCGCCCGGCGCAGCAGCAGUCCCAGUGCGGUGGUCGUGAUUUCUGCGGGAGUGAACGAGCCCGGUUCUUCUCAGUCAGAGCCGAACUCUCAUGGUCGAUAUCAGUUAAACCUCACAGCUGCUUUGUCUGGACGGAACAACCAGGUUUUAAUUUACUUCGACUGCUCUGUGUCUCUGAAACAAACAAAUAAAUAAAAAUGGCAACCCAGAUCGAUAAGGAGGCUUGCAGAGAGGCGUACAACCAAGUGAGAGACGACAACACGGACGCCAACUGGGCUGCAUUCAAAUAUGAAGGCUCCAGGAUUGUGCCUGCAGGACAAGGGGCCGACUAUGAGGACUUCAAGAGCAUGUGCACAGAUGACGCCCGUCUGUUUGGCUUCGUCCGGAUCACAACGGGUGACGCCAUGAGCAAACGAGCCAAGUUCACUCUCAUCACCUGGAUCGGCGAGAACAUCAGCGGGCUGCAGCGUGCCAAGAUCAGCACCGACAAGGCGAUGGUCAAAGAGAUCGUGCAGAAUUUUGCCAAGGAGUUCAUGUUUAGCGACCCGAGGGAACUGGACGAAGACAACAUCCGUAUGGAGCUGAAGAAGGCGGGUGGAGCCAAUUACGACGCUCAGGCCGAGUAGAGAAGCACAGAUGUCCACGGGAAGGGUUUGGGGGGGGGGGGGUUAAGUAAUGGGGUUGGGUCUAGUCUGGGUUGGGUUGGAAUAGGUGGGUGGUGGGGAGUAUUGGGGCAGGGCUGCUACCUCUGUUGGGAGAGCGAGGCGGGACGGAGAGGGCGCUCGAUGAAAGGGAAAUGCAUGCAACGCACACACACAAACACAUUUUCCUUCAAAGUGAGUUCCGGCAAAAAGAAUUUGCUCAUUUGCAAGACAAACAAAUUCGGGGUGCCCCAGGAGCAGCUCGUAGGAAAAGUAGAAGUGUUUCAAGUACUAACCAAACACUGUUUAUACUGCGGCUCAUUGGAAUACAGUGUCUUGUUUUCUUUAGCUUCUCUAGCUGUCAGAUCCUGAUAGUGCAGAUGCUGCUGGUGCACCUCUGAAUCCAUAACAUCUGCAUGAGGUCGCUUAUAUACUCGAUUUUAACAAAGCCUGGGUGAGCUGCAUCGGAUUGUCUCUGGAAGAUUAAAAACGUGAAUCCACAUCUGGGAGAUCUUCUCUGAGACUUCAGACUCGUGGUGACACUCGUGGACGUUUCUCUAUCGUUGAAGGAAUAGUUUGAUAUUUUGUAUCUUUCAAGCUCACUACUUACCAUUUUAUGUCUUGUUUGUUUAGUCACAAAAGUCCAGGAAUAGUCGAUGGUGAUAUUUCACACUUUUUUGUCACCAAUCAAACCAGAUUUAACGUGUUAUUUAAUGAGCUUUAGAUAUGUUAGCACGUAUAUUCGUUUACUUUUUUUCAGUCUAGCAGUUCUGAAAAAUCUCAAACUACUCCUUUAAAGGUUGAUCCAGGGCAACACGAAGUGUCUGCACACGCCGCCGUGUUCACAGCGACGACGUGUUGUUAAAAUGAAGCGUAUAAGCGCUCUUAAAGAUCACAGAAUGCCUUCUCUCCUCUCCGACCCUCUGGCCUCUCCCCAAGUCAGCUCAUGGUUGGUUAUCUACUGUGUUGUGCAUCGUCAUCUCGCGCUCAUCCUCAUCUCAGCUGGGCUACAGUUCAGCAACCGUUUGCUAGGAAUCAUUUCAUGUAAUGAGGACGUGAGAAAACAAAGAAAAACUGAAGGGUUUCACUUCAAAAUCUCGUAUUGUGAUCGUCAUGGAUCAUAUUUUAAGAAUGAGUUUUCUCUUGCACUCUGGCAGGCAUUGUUGGACACCAGAGCGUGCUCUUAGUCAUGAUACACUGUACCCUCCGGGAGGAAAAGAUCUCCAUUUUCUAACAAUAUCCUUGGUGAUGGUUUUUUGCUUGAGUCAUAGGGCUAAGUACACAUUAAGCCACCUCUUCAUCUGCAGCCAGACAGCUGUGUUUGGAUUGCAAAGUCAACCAUUACGUCUUGUGCUGACUGGACUGUAAUUCAGCCUCCUGUCUUCAAAGUCACUCGUUUUGUGCCGUGAAUGUCUUUCAGCGCUCGUCCAAAUGUCUUUUUGGACCUUGUUUCACUGUACUUUUUAGUCAGUUUCUGUUGGAUGUAAUUGAUGUUAGCAGUUUCCCAGAGCUCGGACAGUACACGGUAAAGCAUGCCUGUACAUAUUAUAUUAUAGAAACAACUAAUAUAUUGAUCUCAGCCACCUGCAGUAAAGACUGAAUGUUUCCACAAAGGAUUUUGUGAAUGGAGAUCUUUUCUUCUGGUGUUUCAUCUCACAAUCGAACCCUUAAAGGAAUCCAUGCAUACUAUAACCUUCUGUGUUUGACUGCCUUAGUCUCCCAGGGAGAGAGAGGCAUCAUGGGAGCUUGUGGACACUACACUGUGAUUGGCUAUCCUCCUUACACAUGGGCGGGGCUUUGAUUGGCACGUGGCCCAUCACAACGUGGGUUUAACGGGGCUUAAUCAUCUCGACCCAGGAUGGAGGAGGAGGAGCCAUUUCUCGGUUGUAGCAUCUGUUUAUUUGGUUUCAUCCCUCCUCCCCCUCCCCCCUGCAAAAAAAAAAAUUGGAUUAGUUUUUUUGUUUUUGAGAUGAAUUUUAUUUUCUCUAAUCCUUUUACCUUUGUUUUGUUUUUAUUUGAAUAAAAGAGCGUUGUUAUCUUGAACAUUGGCAGAAGAGAUUUUCCAAAAAACAAAAUGAUGCAAAAAAAAAAGAAGAAGAAACUGAGUGGGCACAAGACGAGUCAUUUCAAAAUAAAAAUUGAUGUUUUUUCCAAAA